Molecule: messenger RNA, 880 nt
Organism: Dendrobium catenatum
Lineage: Eukaryota; Viridiplantae; Streptophyta; Magnoliopsida; Asparagales; Orchidaceae
Product: photosystem I reaction center subunit XI, chloroplastic
Exons: 2
Coding region: 101-766 (221 amino acids)
Biological process (GO): photosynthesis
Cellular component (GO): photosystem I; photosystem I reaction center; chloroplast thylakoid membrane
Source: RefSeq, a predicted model, not a curated record
UCCAUCUUAGCAGAAAAAGAGAAAGAGAGAAGAAGAAGAAGAAGAAGAAGAAGCACAGCAGGGGUAUUUUGGGCAGGGAAAAGGUAAAGGAAGAACAAAAAUGGCUACAGCCUCAGCUCCGCCCAUGGCCAGCCAGUUCAAGAGCUUUCUGCUUCAUGGCCGCGUUGGUCGGGCCGGCCUGCAUGGCCCCAGGGGCAUUUCAGGAACUCCACUAAGGGACUUCAGCUCCAGGAGAAGGUCCUUUCUCAUCGUCCGGGCUAUUCAGGCUGAGAAGCCCACAUACCAAGUGAUUCAGCCCAUAAACGGAGACCCAUUCAUCGGCAGUUUGGAGACCCCAAUCACGUCAAGCCCACUAAUUGCAUGGUACCUCUCAAACCUCCCGGCCUACCGUACCGCCGUAAGCCCAUUACUCCGCGGGAUUGAAGUGGGCCUAGCCCAUGGAUACCUUCUUGUCGGCCCCUUCGUAAAAACUGGCCCUCUCCGCAACACGGAGUACGCCGGCGCCGCUGGCUCCCUCGCCGCCGCUGGCCUCGUCGUCAUCCUAACAGUCUGCCUCAGCAUGUAUGGCAUAGCCACGUUCAACGAAGGCAAUCCUUCUACGGCUCCAUCUCUUACGCUCUCUGGUCGGAAAAAAGUGGCCGACAAACUACAGACGGCCGAGGGCUGGGCGCAGUUCUCUGGUGGCUUCUUCUUUGGGGGGAUUUCCGGCGUAACUUGGGCUUACUUUCUCCUCUAUGUUCUUAACCUCCCUUACUAUAUCAAGUAGAUUUUGAUUUAUUCAGGCUUUGUAAUAAAUGGAUGCUAUGAAUUUCUAUUGCCUUGGUGUUAAAUGUGAGUGGCAUUUAUAUAAAUUCUGGAAUCUGAAGUGAUGUUGGGAUCA